AUGUCGGAUCAACACGAGGAGACCAGUGGUAAUGGUUUCAAUAAACUAAUGAUGGAAGCCAUGAUGGCCGAGAUGAAGAAACUCAUGACCUCUCAACUUGAAGAAUUCAGACAAGAGAUGCAACAGCAUCAUUCUGAUUCGAGAUCAAACAAAGAAACGAGGAGAAGAGAUCAUGGAAAAGAAAAGGUUCAAGAUCCAAAUAAGAGCACCAGAGAUGAGGAGGCCGAUAUAUACUAUGGCCAAGAGAGCAGCUCGUCUAGAGGUAGUAGAAGAAAGCAUCGGCGAACUAAAGAAGAUAAGGCUACGGUUCCAGAUGGUUUGGGAGGCCUUAAGCUACGCAUUCCUCCAUUUCACGGCAAGAAUGAUCCUGAUGCGUACCUAGACUGGGAAAAAAAAAUUGAGUUGGUCUUCAAUUGUCAACACUAUACUGAGAUAAACCGAGUUAACGUGGCAGCGACAAAGUUCUACGACUAUGCACUAAGCUGGUGGGAUCAAAUUGUGACUUCUAGAAGGCGUAAUCAGCAGUAUCCGGUUAAAUCUUGGUCUGAAAUGAAAUCUUUGCUGAGAAAGAGGUUUGUGCCGAGUCAUUAUCAUCAGGAGCUACAUCAACGGAUCAGGAGACUCACCCAAGGCAACCGUACAGUGGAAGAUUAUUAUCAAGAACUGGAAACUCUAAUGUUGCUAGCUGAGAUUACUGAAGAUGGUGAGGCUACAAUGUCUAGAUUCUUGGGAGGACUGAACCGAGAAAUCCAAGAUCGGCUAGAAAUGCAACAAUACGAAGAAAUCGAGGAGAUGCUACAUAAAGCGAUCUUGAUCGAACAACAGCUCAAAAGAAGGUAUCCGGUUAAAACUAGCUAUGGAGUUGGUAUUCCCACUAAAGCCAACUAUCCAAAGGAAGAAAAGCCGAGUUACCAAAGAGAUAACAAGACAGCGAUGAAUCCAAAAUCAGAUGCCAAGCCACCGGUAAUAACUCAAGACCACAAGAGCAAGCCAGAAGCUACAACAAUUCGUUCUAGAGACGUCCGAUGUUUCAAGUGUCACGGUCGAGGACAUUACGCGAAUGAGUGCUCCAACAAGAGGGUAAUAGUCCUCUUAGACAGUGGAGAAAUUGAGUCCGAAGAAGAAAAGCUAGACGACUCUAAAUCUAAUGAGGAGUAUGAGGCUAUCCCGGCUAGUGGAGAGUUACUUGUAGCUCGGAGGACCCUAAACAUUCAAAGUAAAGAAGAAGAGCAAGAGCAAACAGAAAACUUGUUUCAUACUCGUUGUCUGGUCCAAGGCAAAGUCUGUAGCCUCAUUAUUGAUGGAGGAAGCUGCACCAACGUGGCUAGUGAGGAGAUAGUCAAUAAACUUGGACUAAAGAUGACCAAGCAUCCGAAACCCUACAAGUUGCGAUGGCUUAAUGAAAUCGGGGAAAUGAAGGUUCAGAAACAAGUCUUGGUGCCUAUUUCUAUUGGGAAAUAUGAAGAUGAGGUUCUGCGCGACGUGCUAGCAAUGGAGGCUGGACAUAUUCUUCUUGGAAGACCUUGGCAAUCAGAUAGAAAAGUUUUACAUGACGGCUUUACUAAUAAGCAUUCUUUUGUUUUCCAUGGCAGGAAAAUCACAUUGAUUCCUUUAAAACCGCAAGAGGUAUAUCAGGAUCAGGUCCAAAUGAAGCAAAAAGAGAAGCCACCUAAGAAAUCCUCUAAUUUCUUCCUACGGGCCGGUGAUGUUAAGAAAGCUCUUGUUUUACAGCAACCUAUCCUCUUAUUUGUGUUUAAAAAAGCACUUGCAAAUAUUACUGACCUGGCACCGGCUCUGCCGAGUAAAAUGAAUGAUCUUUUGUAG
Molecule: messenger RNA, 1824 nt
Organism: Eutrema salsugineum
Lineage: Eukaryota; Viridiplantae; Streptophyta; Magnoliopsida; Brassicales; Brassicaceae
Exons: 1
Coding region: 1-1824 (607 amino acids)
Molecular function (GO): zinc ion binding; nucleic acid binding
Source: RefSeq, a predicted model, not a curated record